GCGAGGCUGGGCUGAGUGGGAAAGGGAAGCCAGCCUCGCAGAGGGAAGGCCCGGCUCGGGAAGAGCGGCGGCAGGAGACCAAGGCUCAGCGCCCCAGGGGCCCGUGACGCCAACGCCGCCACCACCACCACCACCACCACCACCGGAGAGAGCCAGAGCCAGAGCGAGGGAAGGAGGAGUCUCCGGCAAGCACAGCUCACCCAACCAGCCAGUUCCGUGUGCUGGAGAGAGAAAGAGAGAGCAAGGGAAUGCAAGCAGGUGGACUUUGUCCUCGCUGAAGGCUCCGGGACAGCUCCUUGGACGAAGGUUUCAAGCCGAAGGAAGAGAGACCACCCUCGCUGCUUGCUCAGCCCUCCUCGAAGGGGCACAGGCAAGGGUUUGGUUCUGCAACAAGAGCUUUGGAAACUCCUUGGGGCCUUUUCCUUCAGCGUAGGGACUCUGAGCCAAAACCCCGGUGUGCCUUGAAGUUUGUGGCCUGGAAAAGAAGGUGCAGGCAACUCUGGCAGAGGCAGGUAGACUUUGUCCUUGCUGAAGGUGCAGGCAACUCCUCGAAGCAAGGUUUCAGUUCAGGGGAGGGCAGAACACCUUCUCUUCUUGUUCUUUGCCCAGCUCUCUGUGCCUUUGGUGGAAGGCUUUGAAAGCACAGGAGGCACGAAGACGGGGAUCUUGCUCCAUAACAACUGCAACAACACAGCUUCCUGGCACUUUGGAGGCUCCUUGGGGGCGUCGCUUCAUCUCAAAGAGAUUCCAAGACAACACUCUAAAGCGUGGAAAUGAAGGUGCAGAGUGGAAAAGUCAGAGGCCCUGCUAGGAUUUAGUUCCAUCACAACUGCAAGAGUACAACUACCUGGCCUUUUGGACAUUCUUUGGGGCCAUUUGCUUCGAGACUCCAAGACAAACUCCAGAGCUCCUUUGAGACUGGAAAAGAAGGUGAAGAAGGACAGAGACAAGGAUUUAGUUCCAUAACAACUGCAAGAACACAACUACCUGGUGCUUUGGAAGUUCCUUGGGGCCAUUUGCUUCAUGUUGGAACUCUCAGCCAAAAGUCUGGAGCUCCUUUGAGAGUCUGUGACUUGGAAAGGAAGACACAGACCGCUUUGACAGAGGCUUGGAAUGGCUCAUCCGCCAGAGGAGACUUGCCCUCCUUGUCUGCUGUGUUCGGAGACCUCACCUCUGGAACUGAGGAGGUCACAGCCUGAGCGUUAUCUAGGGAACGAGGUCUGUGUCUCAGCCUGAGCGGCAGUCAUUCCAAGAGGUCACCUGGAGACCCGUCAUCAGAGGCUGAGGAUUAAAGCAGGGCCAAAGGACUUGGAUUGAGACUUCCUUUCCAUUCUUGGUUGGCAGUUGCCUGGCGGAGGUGGCACUCGGGUGUGUGGUCCUUAAACUGGCUGUAUUUGCAAGAAAGGGGUCGGCAAAGCCCUCGGGUAAGUCUCAGGAGGCAACGGACACGCAGCACCCCUGAGGUACCCACUCCCAGGGGCACACACCUUGCAGGGAAGUUCCUGGAUCUUGGCUCCUUUUCCCAGGUUGGGAACGGAGGAAAAGGCACCUGGCUCAGGUGGUGAAGGCCUUCAGGUGUUUAGGGUCCACUUAGGGAUGGCUGCAACCUCGUCCAGCGGUUAUGGCAUUGCAGCAGGGCUUUGUGGCUCCCUCUCCCAACUCCAGAGGGGCUGGCGAUGUGUGAUGGGGGGCCAGGACCCUUGAAGUCCCCCGCUUCCCCCUCCGCUCCCACUCUCCCCCCGUCUCUCCUCAGCACUUCUGCCUGGUGCCCCGAACCCGUGUCCAGCCAUGGCGGAGCACCUGGAGCUGUUGGCGGAGAUGUCGGCGGUGGGCCGGAUGGGCACCCAGGAGCGGCUGAAGCACGCCCAGAAGCGGCGCACCCAGCAGCUGAAGAAGUGGGCCCAGUUCGAGAAGGACAUCCAUAGCAAGAAGGCCAAGGGGGAGAAGAGGAAGAAGACCACCAGCAGCAGCAGCACUGGCAAGGCGAGGCGCGUAGUCUUCCCCGAAAACGUCCGGCUCCUGGAGGCCGCCUGCCGCAACGAUGUGCACGAAGUGCGGCAGUUGCUUCAGAGUGGCGUCGAUCCCAACUUGUUCAACGAAGAUGGACUCACUGCAUUGCAUCAGUGUUGCAUCGAUGACUAUGAGGAUAUUGUGCUGCUGUUGCUGGAAGCUGGUGCGGACGUCAAUGCCUGUGACAGUGAACUCUGGACCCCGCUUCAUGCCGCUGCUACCUGCGGGCACCUUCACCUGGUGCAGCUGCUCAUUCGGAGAGGCGCCAACCUGCUGGCCGUCAACUCGGAUGGGAACAUGCCUUACGACCUCUGCGAGGAUGACGCCACCUUGGACUACAUCGAGACCGCCAUGGCCGACCAAGGUAUCACUCAGGAGACCAUUGAAGAUGCCCGUUCGGCAAUGGAGCGCACCAUGGUGAACGACAUCCGGCGGCUGAUCAAGGAAGGGGUGGACCUCAAUACGCCACUGGACCACCGGGCCACUUUGGUUCAGCUGGUGGAGCUCUUGGUGGCCCAUGGAGCCGACCUCAAUGGGAAGUCAGUGCUGGAUGAGACGCCCCUCGAUGUCUGUGCGGACGAAGAGGUCCGAGCCAAGAUCCUGGAGCUGAAGCAGAAGCACGACGCCAUCAUGAAGUCGCACGACAAGCACAAGUCGCUGCUCCAGCGCCGAACUUCUAGCGCCGGGAGCCGAGGGAAAGUGGUGAGGCGGGUGAGCGUGACGGAGCGCACCAACCUGUACCGCAAGGAGCACGAGAAGGAGGCUAUCGUGUGGCAGCGGCAGCGGCAGCAGGCGGAGAGCGAGGUGGAGGAUGAGGAUAAGCAGACAGACGCAGAGCUCCAGCCACCAACGUCGGAGGCCGAGGAGGAGGCAGCGCCCCCGGAACCCUGUGCCUUGGACAUUCCCUCGGAGCGCAACGGCUCGGCCCAUUCCCGGCACUUGUACUCCAAGCGGAUGGACCGCAGCGUCUCCUACCAGCUGGCCACCGAGGACGAGGUGGCCACGGCCACCACCAACCUCAGUAAGGACAAGGCCCGGCACACUUUGGCCGACCUCAAGCGCCAGCGGGCCGCCGCCAAGCUCCAGAGGCUCCACCCGGAGGACUACCCGCUGGACACCGGCGAAGGGACGCUGCCGGAGUCGGAGCGCAAUUCGGUGUACUUCACGCCGUCCAGCGGGGACCCUCCUCUCCUGAAGCUGACCGCUCCGGCGGAAGAGACUCCGGCCGAGAAAAGGCGUUGCUGCAAGCUCAUGUGAGCUGCGAGAGAGACCCUCCUCGCUGGAUGUGUCCAGUGGGUCCACAAGCCUGGCUUCGCCCUCCAGAGCAAAACGGUGGUGGGUUGGAAGCCGCGUGGGUGGCAGGUUGGAGGCGGCCCACCAGUUCACCCGCAGUGUCCUUCGUCACCCACGCAGUAAACGUGGCUGGCCAUUUUUACCCCCUCGAAUUUUGCAGCGUGUUCUGGGAACGGUGGCUUCUGGUGGCCACUCCUUUACGUGUGUCUUUUGUGUGUGUUUGUGAGGAUAUAUACGGCGGUUGGUUGCCGGGAGCCCAGGCUCCGGAAGAAUCUCAGGGAAGAAGGAACACGGCUGGGUUUCGCUUGCCUCGACGUGGGUCAGGGAGGCGUUGCAAUGGGGGUCUUGGGGCAAUGGACGUAGAGGGGGCGCAUAAGCCCCAGUGUGCCCAUAUUCUCCCUCUUUCUGUGUCUCUCUUGUCUGUGUGUCUUCUCCACAGGUGAAUUGAAGGUAAGAGGGGAGCUGCACCCCAUUUCUCCAACGGCACAGGAUUCUGGGAGUUGUGGUCCAACUUUUCCAAGCCCUCGUGAGGGAAAUAUCUCAUUUCUGGGGUGGUCAAAGGAUGUGACAAGGAGAAGGGACACAGAGUCUAUAUCUCUCCAAGAUUCUCCAUAAUCGGCAUCAUCUUGGUUAUGGGAUUGGCCUUAUUGACCCCUCCCAAAGUGGGUCAGAAGAGACUAUGUUGGGAUAGAGUAGGCACAGGCAAAUUUGGGACCUCGUUCCAGGUGUUUUGG
Molecule: messenger RNA, 4037 nt
Organism: Anolis sagrei ordinatus
Lineage: Eukaryota; Metazoa; Chordata; Lepidosauria; Squamata; Anolidae
Source: RefSeq, a predicted model, not a curated record